AAUAUGUCAAUUAUAUUAAUUUGUUUCCUUCAUGAAUGAUGAUCAGGUGCUGUGGCCUGAAUGUGGUUGGCAGCCGGUUGGUUUAACUGAUUUGAUUACAGCCGCUGCUGUUAAAAAAGCUUAUAGGAAAGCUACUUUGUGCAUUCAUCCUGAUAAAGUGCAGCAUAAAGGUGCCACUCUUCAGCAGAAAUAUAUUGCGGAGAAGGUGUUUGACCUACUCAAGGAAGCGUGGAACAAAUUCAAUUCUGAGGAGCUCUUCUAAUUGUCGAUGAAUUUAUAUACUUCAAGGUAAUUAAUUCGUUGGAAGUUCUGUUCAGAGGAGACCACAACCCUAUUUCUGCUGCCUCCCAAAAUUGCAUAAUUGUUUUGAUUGAAGUUAUGAUGCGUUGUUGGCAACAUAUUGCUUCUCUGCCUGGUUUUCUUGGUUGUCAUUGAUGUUCUUCCCGGGGGCUGUUGUGUUUCUAUACAUGUUUUAUGAAUGUAGCAUGUUUUGUUGAUGUAAAAUAUCUUUUUGUGCUAUCAAUUUUAUUAUUCAUUA
Messenger RNA from Vicia villosa (hairy vetch), 538 nucleotides. Its product is annotated as auxilin-related protein 1-like. Bases 32 to 262 code for a protein of 76 amino acids. Gene Ontology annotation, molecular function: clathrin binding. The transcript has 2 exons. NCBI's taxonomy places the organism in Eukaryota, Viridiplantae, Streptophyta, Magnoliopsida, Fabales, Fabaceae. Gene Ontology annotation, cellular component: vesicle; cytoplasm; intracellular membrane-bounded organelle. The record is from RefSeq and is a predicted model, not a curated record. Gene Ontology annotation, biological process: clathrin coat disassembly; clathrin-dependent endocytosis.